Rhipicephalus microplus (southern cattle tick) is the source of this 2649-nucleotide messenger RNA. RefSeq lists its product as uncharacterized. Gene Ontology annotation, molecular function: chitin binding; chitinase activity. Gene Ontology annotation, cellular component: extracellular region. Lineage: Eukaryota; Metazoa; Arthropoda; Arachnida; Ixodida; Ixodidae. The record is from RefSeq and is a predicted model, not a curated record. Gene Ontology annotation, biological process: chitin catabolic process.
AUGAAUUGUUACAGCUAGCGUCGCGCAGGACUGGCUGCACAAAACGGGUGCGCACUGCUUGGUUUCUUGCAGGAACUGCACGACGUGUACCUGAAGAAUGGCUUGUGCGUGCUACUCAGCCUCCAAGUUGUGGACUACGAUAAGCCAGCGACUUACACCGGUGUCCAGCUGAGCAUUUUGAGCAGUUUUGUAGACUUCCUUGUUGUGAACACGCACUACAGUGGAGACUAUGGCCCCUGUCGGGCUACUCCCACAUCAACCUUCAACCAGCCAUUGGCCACCUGUAUACCACAGGUGCCUGUGAACCUUGCUCUAGAAUGGAUGCACAAUGCUACUGAAGGGUCUCCACACAUCUGCUUUUCUGUGGACAUGAGAGCUUUUGCAUACCACAUGUAUGGACCCACGGUAAUGGAUCAAGUGUGCUACAGUGAGGAACACUUGCAUUAUGAACAGGUAUGCGGCAAAGAAGAAUGGACAUAUAAGCAGGAUGAUUACACCAUGACUAGUGUUGGGCAGCUGAGUAACAUUCUUCACUCGUUUGAGACACCAUCAACUCUCAUGAACAAGGUAAUCGCUGCUUCAACGAGUGUUCAGGCUGUCUGUGUGGCUGCUUUCAACUAUGACUACGAAGACUCUUCAGGACGUUGCCAUGGAACUCCUUAUGCACGCAUGAAGGCUCUGAGACAGUGGCUAGAUGAAAGUGUAAAUACAAAGAAAAGCAUACCCAGAAUUCAAAAAGGCUUUGUAGAGCCAUCUGAGACAGAAGGGGGCACUGCAACAACAAGCAGCAGCCUUGAAGCCUACCCUUCUGAGCGACCUUUGGUUUGUGUGAUCUCCAAGAAUGUUAAGGAUGAAGCUGCUGUCCCCCAGGGAUAUUGCACACAUCUAGUCUUCUCGGGAGCACUCUUUAAUCAAGCCACAGAGACCAUUGUUGUUCCAAGAGGAACAUGGCGCUGGAGGCAGCUGCGCCAUGACAUGUCGCUCUUCCUUGGUUUUGACGAUGACAGCCUCAUUGAUUACCUCAUCACGUAUGGCUCCAAAGCGGGCCUGGCCUUUGGCAAGCGCUCAGCACAAGUGCUGAGAGAGCAGGGUUUCAAUGGACUUGCUUUACUCAACGUGAACAGAACAUCUCAAAGCAUUGCCAAAUUGUCAGACUCCCUUGCUGUGAUUCAUGAAUUAUUUGGCAAUGACUUGCAAAUUGUAGUCAGCCUGGAUGUUGUCGACAUUACUGCACCUCCAACUGUGAUGGCAGUUCGCCUUCAAGACAUAUUCAGGUUCAGCCAUUUGGUGGUGUUCCAGACCCACUACAGGCAGUCACCUGGCUACUGUGAAGUGGCACUCCCAUCCACGUUCGAUAUGCCCAACCAUUCCCCAACUCUUCCUGUGGACACCGCUCUGCGCUGGCUUGGACAUAUGGGUACUGGCAAGCAGGCAUGCUUUUCUGUGAACCUGGCCAUUAUCGAGUUCUCAGCUUCAGGUGACUCCUACCUUUGCCAACAGCGAAAAGUUCUUAAUUAUGCUGAGGCUUGCGACACUGAAAAGUGGGUUGAAGUUCGACAGCCUCGCGGUGCACUCUGCACUCUCCGGCAAAAGGGCAAGCGCUGGCAGGCAUAUGAAACUGAAGAUCAACUGUCUGCUAAGGUUAGCAAAGCCUUUGAUCGCAACACAGGAGCAUGUGUGGCAUUGUUUAAUGUGGACUAUGAAAACUACAAUAGUGGAUGCUUUCAAAAGUUUGGGCGAAUGACUUCAGUUGUGCAGAAAAAAGUUGAUAUACCAGGCCGAAGGCUACCUCGAGGCAACCUCAUGUCGUUGCGUGUGCCCACCUCAAGCCGUCCACUGCUUUGUGUUCUUAGUGAAGAGUGGACAAAAAUUGAUGAUGUUCCCGAUGUUUACUGCUCCCAUUUUGUUAUUGAUGUGGCGCACCUGACCUUCAAAACUGGUUUGACCAAAGACCCAGUAACGGUACUGAAAGAAAAAUUCGGCAAGAGACGUCAGUAUUUGGUAAAAGUGUCGAAGAUACCCCUGCGGAAUAUCUCGCAGUAUGCUCAGGAGCUGUCAGCAUCCAUUUCAAAGCUACAGUUGAAUGGAAUUGCAGUGCUAAACCAGCAUAUAGCAUCGCCUCUUUUGUCCUCAUUUAAUGAAAGGCUUCAGCAAUUUAGGCUCUCACUAGGAAAGAAUCUAACCUUGGCUUUGGGUCUGGAGAUACCAGAUUUUGAUUUGAAGCCAAAGGAGGUUGCUGAUCGACUAUUGCCACUUACUAGUGCUGCCGAUGUCAUCAUUUUGCAAACACACUAUCGACGCCUCUGGAAGUUCUGCCGGUCAGCUUAUCCCUCUAUCUUCCAAGAGAGCAAUAACACAUGCCAACAGUCAGUGCCUAUGUUGAAUGCUCUGAAGUGGGCAAAGCUUAUGGUGACAAACAUACACAUUUGUCUGUCAGUCAAUUUGGCUACCCUACGAUUUCACUAUGUCGACACGCCUGGUUCGGAUCUUCCGUGCACCAAGUCUCGAGAAAUACCCAACUACUGUGAAUCUGGCUUAUGGAACGAAUCCAAUGAUGCACUGUUCUCCAUGAGUGCACAUCGGCACACAGAUGGACUGUGGGAUGCAUUCGAAGAGGAGCUACUGAUCAAAGCCAAACAUCUUUCAUAG